Molecule: messenger RNA, 4231 nt
Organism: Gymnodraco acuticeps
Lineage: Eukaryota; Metazoa; Chordata; Actinopteri; Perciformes; Bathydraconidae
Gene: ccdc157
Product: coiled-coil domain containing 157
Exons: 10
Coding region: 297-2462 (721 amino acids)
Source: RefSeq, a predicted model, not a curated record
GUAAGUAGCCUGCAGAAACCCAACCAACGAAAAUAGUUUAUUUACUAGGAAAUACCUUUAUUAUACCAGAUAUUAUACUGCAAACACACGCUAUAAAAGCUACAGCUAUACAUUUGCUAUAUUUCAGCACUUACCGCGUCGCGCUUUCGUUGACUCAAUGGAGACGUAUUACUUCCGGACACCGGCCGCAAAGCAUUAUGGAACUAGUAGUACUUCUUUUGCAGGUUGCUAUGGAUAUGUGAUGCCAACAAGCCGCUUUCAGACACACACAAAACAUAUAAGCUAGCCUUUCAGACAUGAGUCAGUUUCUGGGUCGUCAGGACUCUAUUGAAAGCCUGAGGAAAGACGUCGUCGACCUCCAAGGUGCUCUAUUGGACGUUUUUUCCAGAACCGGACCGGUUCGCUUCACUUCCUGGAAAUUCCCCGAUAAACUCUCAUGUAACCUAGACAUGGUAGCUCUGCUGGAGAAAUACGAUUUUGUGGAUGGGGAGGAUGCGUACAAUCAGCACUCGCACAUUGUGUUACUGGAGCUGUUGGUUGACAGGCUACUGCUUUUUCUACAAAGCCUUAAUGCAUAUGUUGAGAAAAUAAGGUGCAGCCACAGGAGAGACCAAACCCAGCAGAAAGGCUGCCUGUCAGUUGGCCUUGUUGUCAGAAACUAUUGGAGUAAUUUAGUUCAAUUUGUCAAUCUUAAGGAGAGUUACAAAGACACAAAGAAGCAGAGAAAAGUAAAGACACUUGACUGUGAUGGGACAGAGACAGUGUCAUUGGUCUCCCCCCAAAUGAGCCAAAGCAGAGAUUACUUAUCUCCCUGGUCUUCAUCAAGCUCCUUUAAGUGUUUGCCACAGAGUCAUGCACCCUCAAGUUCUACCCACAACACCCCAUGCUAUCAUAAGGUUGACAGCCACCAUGUGAGCUCCCAGACUGUUGAAUCAUCCCUUGUUCCCUGCAAUGCAUGCCACCAAGUGCAAUCCACUUUAAUCAAAACAGGACAUGCUUUUGUGGAACUGCUUCAGAGUGAGAGCCUGCCCUCCUCUCUGCAGCCGCUCUUAGUCGCUGUGGAGGACACUCUGGAGCUGGGACAUAUGACAGCAGGCGAUGUUGCCCAGUGGGCCAAUGAGCAGCUCAGAGACAUGCGGCGGCUGAUGAAACAUCUUCAAGAAGUGCGGAGUACUGUGCAGCCUCUGAAAGAAAGACUAGCGGCAGCAGAGGCAGAGCGGGAUACAUUUAAGUCUCAGCUGGAAAGAAAACAGAAAACUUUCAAGCAAGAGAUGGAAAAACACCAAGCCAACAUAGUCCAGCUGGAGUUUUCACUGAGUAAAGCACAGAGAUGUGUCAAAGAAACAGAGCAAAGGCUACAAGAGGAGCAACGACAACUCAAGAGAGAAACCUUGCGCAUGGAGGAAAGUCAUUCCAGACUGAAAGAGAAAGAAGCUCUGCGGCAAGAUGCAUUACAGACACUUGAGUUUGAAAAUAAUGGCCUGCAGGAGAAAGUGAGGGCUUUGCAUAUAGAGCAAGAGGCCUGUGGUAAACUCCAGCAAAGGAUCCAGGAGUUAGAGAGUCAAAUCUGUAAAACUCAACUCCGCCUUGACAAGGAGAACGCCAAGUACCAAAGUGCCUGUCGCCAGCAAGAGUCAAUGCAGGCAAAGCAGAAGUCUUUGCUGGAGAGAGUGAACGCUCUCGAUGAAGAGUGUGAAGAGCUGCAGGGGCAGGUGGGAGAGAGGGAGGAGAGACAGAUCGUCCUUCACAAUCAGCUGCUACAGAUGUCCGAGGAGAAGGAACAAAUGCAGGGUCAGCUCACUCAGCAGCAGGACCUGUGUUCGGAGCUCAGAAGGGAGAAGCAGACGCAGGAGACACACGCAGGCGAGCUGAAGAACAGUGUGGCUGAGCUGAAGGAAUACAUGCAAGCUUUAAGGGAAAGAGAGAGGCUGUUAGUCGCUUUCCCAGAGCUCAACCCUACAGCCCAACCACAGAGUACAGGAAAUGUGCUUUUGGAUAUGGAGCAACAAUUGCAGGCAAAUAAUAUUCGUAUAAACCUUCUGGAGCAGGAGAACCUGACCCUGUACACCAGCCUGGUGAAACUGAGAGAAAGAGCACAACAUAACGCCACCGGGGAAGCCUCACCUCAGCAGACACGUGUCCUCUCUCCAUCAGGCCCAUCAUUAGAAAAGCAACAUCAUCCCCUUACACAAAUGCAGAAGAGGUCAUUGCAGAGCAGCAGUGCAUCACAGCUAGGAAACGGCAACAGAGAGAAGGAUGCACAGCGAGGGGCAAGUGGUCUGGAGUCAGCCGGGUCAGAGGAUCGUGUGUCCCCCGCCUCCCCCUACCCCCUGCAUCUUCACCUUCAAACUCUCCAACUCGACACGGGCUCCACCGCUGCUAAAAGCCAAACAAAGACACCCAGUAGUGCUCUCCUCUCUCACUCCAGAGGCUCCAAUCAGAGGAAGAAAAUUAAACCCUAAAAUGUGAAAAUACAGUCAAAAAGACAGAGAAAAGAACACAGCUUUGUAUAAGGUGUCAUGUAUCAUAAGGGCACCUUCCCUACAUAAAUAUUUCAAGAUGUCUAAAUGAAUAUCAUACCAUACUAACACUAAUGCUUUUGUAAUUUUACAUUUUAAUUUUGUAUAAUUAUGACAGCGGAUGAGCACUGUCUGUUACCACUGCUUUUAUUAUUAUGUAAAGAUUAAUUAAUUUAAUUAAUUUACCGUGGAUUAUAUUAUUAUUAUUAUAUAUAUUAUAUAUAUAUGCAAGUAUGGAAAAAUGAACUCUUUAUCAGCAGAUUUUUGUAUUGCUGCAACUUUUUUUUUAAAAGGUACAUUAUUAUGGCUAUUUCAGAUAACAUUACAUUCCUGACUAAUCAAGGUUCUUUAUCACGUUGAAAAUCUAGUAAUCCGAUAUUGCCAUAAAGCUUUUAUAACUCCUAUCCUCAUUGAUUUGUAACAUCAACCAAUUAACGCUUUCACUAAGAGUCAGAGAUAGUACUGCUAUCUUGGUAUGAAUGAUUGUGUGAUUAUCUGUAACUUAAAAAAGGAAAAUAUAUCCCAGCUCCUCAGAUUUCUUAGUCUUAUAUUUUAAGAUAUUGAAUGCUUCUCAGAAAAUAAACAAUAAUUAUAAAUAUUCCUUGGUUCAUAUAAAAUAAUUGGCAUAUUAUUCUAUGAUGAGAAAAAAUCAUUGCUUGCAGCCCUACUGUUUAUCAGUGGUCAUAUCAUUUUAGUUGUAUAACAUAACGAUAAGAUUAUUAAUAUGAGCAUUAUAGGGCCCCUUUAAUAGGGUAUUGAUGUCUUUUGUAUAUUAUGCUUCCUGAUAUAUGCAGGCUGUAUCUGAAUAGGUAGCCUUCAGCAGAUGACUCACUCUGAGUGAAUCACACAAACAAACACCACAGAGACAGAUGUGUUGAUAGCUUCUAAGUGCUUUCUGACAAAGGUCAGAUGUGGGUUGUUUCCAUGGAAAUGCAAGUGUUCGAAAGGAUUCAAUCUCUGCUGGUUCAAUACAAAUCUUUUAUUUCAGUUCCUCCAAGAUAAUCUGAGGUAUUCCUCAUUAGUGCUCCAAGAUCACGCCACACAUACUGUAGGUCAAUAUGAAAUGACGCUAACUGCCUGUAAUAUUACACGCCCCACGCUUCAUGAGGCUUGCUUUGCAGCGGUAAUUUGAGAUGAAUUCAGUUGUGUUAUCUGAGUCUACAGAGCCACUUACGAUGUUGUCAGACCGGUAUUAGUCAAACACAUCAUGUAUCUGUGUUUUUAUAAACCUGACAGAUAGCGACACAAGUGUUAGCUAACCUCAAACACCUGAUUAACAAUACAAAUCCUCUGUAUAUCUCUCACCAAUAUUACCUGAACCAGCACCUGAUCUAACUCCUAAUUCCGUUAAAAGACAGCUCAAGACCUGAGGGUUAAUCCUUAAAUUGGGUUAACUUUACAGCUGUGUCAUCAAGCAUGUAAUUGAAGUUGACAAAGCGAUUAAUUCAUAUGAACUAUGGCAUUUAGUCAAGUUAACCCUUAAAUGGGCAUUCACAUACAUAUUUUGGAAAAUGUAUUGGUAUUUUCUACAUUACACCCAUAUUACACAUGAAUACACCCCAAUUAUAUUGGUAUUAUACUCGUAUUACACCCAUGUUGCACUAUUAUUACAACCGUAUUUCACCUAUAUUAUAACCAUGUAACACUUUAAUUAUACCCAUAUGACACUAUUAUCAGACCCAGAAUACACCCAUGUAACAUCAAUAUCAAUA